Knipowitschia caucasica is the source of this 7215-nucleotide messenger RNA. NCBI's taxonomy places the organism in Eukaryota, Metazoa, Chordata, Actinopteri, Gobiiformes, Gobiidae. The record is from the annotation of a GenBank genome assembly.
AUGCAGUGCGCGCUCCGCAGCCGCCGGAGAGAGAGGUUGUCCGUGCUACUCUCUCUAACUCUGGUCUCUGAUGGAUAUUGGCCUGAAACCGUCCAAACGCAUGUCAACGUGUUGCACCGAGACAAGCGGCAGAUAAACACGGGUCCCCAGUUCCAGCUGCCCAGCUAUCAGGUGUCUGUGCCGGAGAACGAGCCCGCUGGGACCCGCGUGAUCACACUCAAAGCCACUGACCCAGAUGAUGGAGAGGCGGGGAGGCUGGAGUAUACCAUGGAAGCCUUGUUUGACAGCAGGUCCAACGACUAUUUCAUCAUUGACUCUCAAACUGGCAGCAUUUCCACGCUUCAAGCUCUGGACAGGGAGUUCAAAGACACCCAUGUUUUCAAAGUUACAGUCAAUGACAAUGGCACUCCUAAAAGAUCAGUUACCUCUUUCCUCACUGUUACUUUUAAGAUCGAUCCAGACACUGGGGUUAUAACCACUCAAAUGGAAGUCGACUAUGAAGACCAAGCAUCUUACACCUUAGCCAUCAUCGCUAAAGAUAAUGGCAUUCCUCAGAAGUCUGGCAUGACACACGUUGAUGUCAUGAUCCAGGAUGCGAAUGAUAAUGAACCGCAAUUUCUCCGGGACAUGUAUCAAGGGAGUGUACCUGAGGAUGCUCCGGUCUACACAAGCGUUCUUCAAAUAUCGGCGUCGGAUCGAGAUUCAGGUUUAAAUGGACGAGUGACGUACACCUUUGCUGGUGGAGAUGAUGGAGACGGAGAUUUCUACAUUGAGGGAUCAACUGGAAUUAUUCGAACAUUCCGAAAACUUGAUAGGGAAAAUGUUCAAGUCUAUAACCUGAGAGCAUUCGCAGUGGACAAAGGCACCCCUCCGCUCAAAACAGAUGUAAAUAUUCACAUCGAUGUCAAAGAUAUCAACGACAAUGCGCCAGUUUUUGAGAAAGAUGAGCUGUUUAUCAAAGUGGAAGAGAACAGCCCGGUUGGAUCUGUGGUGGCUAAGAUCACUGCAACUGAUCCGGACGAAGGAACAAAUGCUCAAAUUAUGUAUCAAAUUGUAGAAGGGAAUUUCCCACAAGUUUUUGAAUUAGACUUAUUCAAUGGCGAUCUCACUUCCCUAGUUGAUUUGGAUUACGAGACAAAGAAAGAGUAUGUCAUUGUCGUGCAAGCCACAUCUGCCCCCUUGGUCAGUCGGGCCACUGUCCAUAUAUGCUUGGUGGACCUCAAUGACAACAGACCACAACUGCAAGAUUUUGAGAUUCUUUUCAACAACUACGUCACAAACAAAUCCAACAGCUUUCCGUCUGGGAUUAUUGGGAAGGUGCCUGCUCAUGAUCCAGAUGUGGCGGACAGACUGAAGUACAAAUUCAUAUCUGGAAAUGAGUUGAGUUUACUUUUGUUGAACGAACACACGGGAGAUUUGAAGCUAAGUCGGGAUCUGGACAAUGACAGAGCUCUGGAGGCCCCCAUGAAAAUCUCUGUAACAGACGGACUCCAUACAGUCGAGGCCCUGUGCACUCUGCGGGUCACCGUCAUCACAGACGACAUGUUGACCAACAGCAUCACGGUGCGUCUGGAGAACAUGUCGCAGGAGCGCUUCCUCUCGCCUCUGCUGGGGCUCUUCAUGGAGGGUGUGGCCGCAGUCCUGUCCACCAAACGGGAAGCUGUUUUUGUCUUCAACAUCCAGAAUGACACAGACGUCCAGGGCUCCAUACUCAACGUGACCUUCUCAGCUCGCCAGUCUCACAACGGAGGGGCCAGAGGGGCGUUCUUUCCCUCAGAGGAGCUUCAAGAGCAGAUCUACCUCAACAGGACCCUGCUACGCCAAAUCUCAUCCCAGGAGGUGUUACCGUUUGACGACAACAUCUGCCUGAGAGAGCCGUGUGAAAACUACAUGAAGUGCGUCUCUGUGCUGAAGUUCGACAGCUCUCCUCCGUUCAUCUCCUCUGACACCGUCCUGUUCAGACCCAUCCACCCAAUCAACGGCCUGCGCUGCCGCUGUCCCGUUGGCUUCACCGGGGAGUACUGCGAGACGGAGAUCGACCUGUGCUUCUCUGGACCCUGCAGGAACAACGGGCGCUGUCGGAGCAGAGAGGGGGGCUACAGCUGCGAGUGUCAGGAGGACUUCACCGGAGAUCACUGUGAGCUGGACGCAUCGUCAGACCGCUGUGUCCCCGGAGUGUGUAAGAAUGGGGGAGAGUGUGUGGACAAAGCUAGCGGAGGCUUCAGCUGCAGGUGUCCCCUCGGAGACUACCAGACGCCCUACUGCGAGAUGACCACACGCAGCUUCCCUGGACAGUCCUUCAUCACCUUCAGAGGGCUCCGUCAGAGGUUCCACUUCACCAUUUCAUUCAUGUUUGCAACAAGAGAGAGGAACGCGCUGCUGCUGUACAACGGCCGAUUUAACGAGAAACACGACUUCAUCGCUUUGGAGAUUAUUGAUGAGCAGAUACAGCUCACAUUUUCUGGAGGCGAGACUAAAACCACAGUGGCCCCAUACGUCGCUGGAGGAGUCAGUGACGGACAGUGGCACUCAGUCCAGCUCCAUUACUACAACAAGCCGAACAUUGGGCGCUUGGGCUUCCCUCACGGCCCGUCUGGGGAGAAGGUGGCCGUGGUUGCCGUUGACGACUGUGACAUUACUAUGGCAAUCCGCUUUGGGAAACGAAUCGGAAACUACUCCUGCGCCGCACAAGGAACGCAGACGGGACAGAAAAAAUCUCUGGACCUGACUGGACCCCUACUGCUGGGUGGGGUCCCCAACCUCCCGGAGGAUUUCCCGGUGCAAAACAGGGACUUUGUGGGCUGCAUGAGGAACCUGAGCAUCGACAGCAAACCCACGGACAUGGACGGAUACAUUGCCAACAACGGCACCACUCCAGGAUGCACGGCAAAGAACAACUUCUGCAACAGCGAUGUUUGUCAGAAUGGAGGGACGUGCCACAGCAGAUGGGACACCUACAGCUGCGAGUGUCCCACCGGAUACGGAGGAAAGAACUGUGAACAAGUGAUGCCAUCUCCCCAGUUUUUUGACGGCCAGGCUUUUGUGUCCUGGACUGAACCCGACAUCACCGUGGCGAUACCGUGGUACGUGGGCCUCAUGUUUCGGACCCGCCACAGUUCCGGGACUCUGCUACAGGCCAACGCUGGUCCCGCCUCCACCAUAAGCCUCAUGAUGAGUGAUCAAAAUGUGCGUCUGGAGGUUCUGCACAAACAGCAGCUUGUGGCCUCGUUGGUUUUCUCUCAAAUCCGAGUGAACGACGGAGAGUGGCACCAUUUGCAAAUGGAGCUCAGCAGCGUGAAAGACGGAAACGCUAUCAAAUACAUCAUCUCCGCAUCUCUGGACUACGGCAUGUACAAGAGAUCUAUGGUGAUCGGUAAUGACCUCCCGGGCCUGAAGCUGCAGACUCUAUACGUUGGAGGUUUACCUGGAGAAGACAACCACGUCCAGAGAGGAUUUGUGGGCUGCAUGCAGGGAGUGCGAGUGGGGGAAACUCCGUCCAGUGCGUCGAACGUAAACAUGGCUCUGGGGAUGAAGGUCCAUGUGGAUGAGGGCUGUGACAUCUCGGACCCCUGUGACUCCAACAUUUGUCCAGAGAACAGCCACUGCAGCGACGACUGGAUCACCCACUCCUGUGUCUGUGACCCAGGUUAUUUUGGCAAAGAUUGUGUGGACGCCUGCAAACUGAACCCAUGUGAACACGUCUCCACUUGCGUCCGAAAGCCCAGCUCCUCACACGGAUACACCUGUGAAUGUGAAGAGAACUAUUACGGACAGUACUGCCAGCAUGUAGCAAAGAAACCCUGUGCAAACGGCUGGUGGGGGAACCCUGUGUGUGGCCCGUGUAACUGCGACACCAGCAAAGGGUUUUACAAAGACUGCAAUAAAACCACCGGAGAGUGCCGCUGCAAGGAAAACCACUUCCGUCCUGAUGGAGAGGACACGUGCCAUCCCUGCGACUGCUUCUUCCUGGGCUCGGAAUCUCGUACGUGUGAUCCGCAAACAGGACAGUGCCCCUGCAAAGGAGGAGUAGUGGGGCGUCAGUGUAACCAGUGUGACAAUCCAUUUGCCGAGGUCACCGCCACCGGCUGUGAAGUUGUGUACGCGGGAUGUCCAAAAGCAUUUGAUGCAGGAAUCUGGUGGCCAAAGACUGAGUUUGGUCGUCCUGCCGCCAUGAACUGUCCCAAAGGAUCCAUUGGUACUGCCAUCCGUCAUUGCAGUGAUGAACACGGCUGGUUGGCUCCAGAGCUUUUCAACUGCACCACAGUAACCUUCUCCCAUCUCAAAAAACUGAAUGAGGACUUGCGUCGCAACACUUCCAGGAUGAACAACGAGUACUCCAAGACCAUCGUGCGCUUGCUCCACAGCGCCACCGACAGCACUCAGGAAUACUACGGGAACGAUGUGAAGACCGCGGCUCAGCUCCUGAACCAUGUGCUUAUGUACGAGAGCCAGCAGAGCGGCUUUGACCUCACCGCUGCCCAGAACGCUGACUUCAAUGAGAACUUGGUGCGAGCGGGAAGUGCCAUUUUAGACCCGGUAACUAAAGAGCACUGGGACCAGAUUCAGAAGACAGGAGGGGGGACAGCACAUCUGCUCAGAAACUUUGAGGACUACGCCAACACCCUGGCCCGUAACGUCCGCAAAACCUACCUCAAACCUUUCACCAUUGUCACAGAAAACAUGAUCCUGACCGUGGAUUACUUGGACGUCACAGAUCCGGAAAGAGCCACAUUUCCUAACUUUCAGGAAAUCCAUGAGACUUUCCCAAAAGAGCUGGGAUCCUCCGUGCACUUCCCUCAGUUCAAACAGCGCACUCAAGCCAACAGAGUUGAGCCCACUGCAGCCCCUCCUGCGCAGACAGAAGCCACCCCAGAUGAAGACCCCACGCAGUCGGAUCGCAGACGCCGCCAUCUUGAACCCUCAGAACCUCUGCCCAUUGUUGUGGUGAUUGUUUACAAGUCACUGGGGCAACUAUUGCCAGAGCGAUAUGACCCCGACCGGAGGAGUCUCAGAUUGCCGAACCGUCCAGUGAUAAACACAGCAAUAGUGAGUGCCAGAGUCCACUCAGAGGAUGCGCCCCUGCCUUCUGUCCUGGACCCCCCCAUCACCAUGCAGUACACGCUCCUGGAGACAGAAGAGAGGACCAAACCUGUCUGCGUGUACUGGGACCACUCCAUCCCACUGGGAGAGACCGGCGGCUGGUCGUCUAAAGGCUGUGAGGUUCUGAACCGGAACAACACUCACAUCAGCUGUCAGUGUAAUCACAUGACCAGCUUUGCCGUGUUGAUGGAUAUCUCCAAGAGAGAGCACGGUGAUGUGAUGCCUCUGAAGAUCGUCACCUACUCCACAGUGUCAGUGUCUCUGUUCCUCCUCCUCCUCACCUUCAUCCUUCUGUGUGUCCUGCGUCGACUGCGCUCCAACCAUCACUCCAUCCACAAGAACCUUGUGGCUGCGCUCUUCUGUUCUGAGCUGGUUUUUCUGCUGGGUAUCAACCAGACGGAUAACCCUUUUGUGUGCACGGUCAUAGCCAUCCUGCUGCACUACUUCUACAUGUGCACGUUCGCCUGGAUGUUUGUGGAGGGGCUGCACAUCUACCGGAUGCUGACCGAGAUGAGGAACAUAAACCACGGACACAUGCGCUUCUACUACGCCAUCGGCUGGGGCAUCCCCGCCAUCAUCACAGGUCUUGCUGUUGGUCUGGACCCACAGGGAUAUGGAAACCCAGACUUCUGUUGGCUCUCAGUUCAUGAUACUCUUAUCUGGAGCUUUGCGGGACCCAUCUUUGUGGUCGUACUGGUGAACAUAGUGAUCUUCAUCCUGGCGGCCAAGGCCUCUUGUGGGCGAAGGCAAAAAGCUGCAGAGAAAUCCAGAGCGAUUCCUGCUCUCCGUACUGCCUUUAUCCUGUUGUUACUCAUCAGUGCCACUUGGAUGUUGGGUUUAAUGGCCGUGAACAGCGACGUAAUGCUCUUCCACUAUCUCUUUGCCGGUUUCAGCUGUCUGCAGGGAGUGUUCAUCUUUUUCCUCUUUGUGAUCUUCAAUGCUGAGAUCAGAACAAAUCUCAAGAACAUCUUAACAGGAAAGAAAAGUGUCUCUGAUGAGGCCAGCACAGCACGAGCCUCUUUACUCACGCGCUCAUUAAACUGUAACAACACAUACCACGAGGACGGCCUGUUUCGCUCUGGGUUUGGUGAAUCCACAGUUUCUCUGGACAGUACGCUCAGGUCAGCCAAGAGCCGCAGCAGCUAUCUGGCUUACAUGCUCAGGGAGGAAGCAGGUCAGAAGCCCAGUGUGUCGUCUGGAACCGCCAAAGGACACACAGACCUGGACGGGCCAUUCUAUCGCAACGGGACAAAAGGAGAUGACUCAGACUCUGACAGCGAGCUAUCGGGAGACGAGAACAGCUCUUCCUAUGCCUCUUCCCAUUCGUCUGAUAGUGAGGAUGACGAUAUUGAUGUCAAACCCAAGUGGAACAAUGAGAGGCCCAUCCACAGCACGCCUAAAGCUGAUUCGAAUCAUGUGAAGCCAUACUGGCCGGCAGAGAUGACAACAGCCAGUGACAGUGAGGAUCCAGGGGGGGCCGACAGGUUACGAGUGGAGACUAAGGUGAACGUAGAGCUGCAUUCAGACAACAAACUGAACCACACCGGAGACAGAGACACCCCACAACCCAAAGUCCCUGCUGUGAAAGACCCCACUGCUGCCUCUGUACCAGCCAACAGCAACCACCAACCGGAGCAGAGGAAAGGUAUACUAAAGAACAAGAUCAGCUACCCUCCUCCCCUGUCGGACAAAAACAUGAAAAACCGUCUGAGGGAAAAGCUCAGCGACUACAACUCUCCGACCAUCACUUCUCCACCUCCCAUCAACCACAACAGCAGCUCGCCUCCCCCCGCCUCAGUCAACAUCAUGACCCCCCCCUCCAGGACUCCCUCCAUCACUUCGGACUCGGGACGGCCCGGGAACCACGAACACAGCAUCAGCACCGGCAACAACGGCACCGGGAUCCAUGGCAACAGCAACAGCACUGGGAACCACGACAACAGCACUAAAAUCAAGCCCCCCAUUGCCCCCCGGCCACAGUACCCCGCGGGGCGUCCUCCAACGGCCAUUUACAGGGAGACCAACGGGGACCUGGCCAUGCACUUGAAGUCCGGGACGGUGAACGGAGGCAACGAGUCAGACUCAGAGAAAACACAAACGAGCCUGCCGCUGUGA